Molecule: messenger RNA, 829 nt
Organism: Chara braunii
Lineage: Eukaryota; Viridiplantae; Streptophyta; Charophyceae; Charales; Characeae
Source: the annotation of a GenBank genome assembly
GGCCUGGUUUACAAGAGAGCACCUUGAACUCAUUGAGAAACGGAAGACGAAUGAUAUGGAGGAGUCGCGACGAAGUGUGGACGGUUCAAGCGAGAGUAGUAAACAGGGGGCGAAGAAAGGGAAGGGGAAGGUUGCCACGAAAUCGGAGGACGGCGAGCAAAGCUUGAAAGCUUGGCUUACAAGCAACUUCGAAAGUUAUAUGAAGAAGAUAUCCGUGAAGCUCGAUUCAGUCGACAAGAUGUCCAAAGCAGCGGAAGCCGAGCGCGCAAAGAUAGCCAAGAAGGUUGAACAAUUGGAAUCGAAAUGCGUAACAAGUGCAGAAGGAAGCAUUGAGAAGAGGAAGAGAGUAAUGGGAUUGAAUUCGCCAGCACAAGACCGACAAAAAUCGCGAUCAAGGUCUAUGAUCGAAGUGUCCUCAGACGAGGAAGAUAAGAAGACGGGAGUCCACGAGGGCGUUCCGGAGAACAAGCCCAAUGUGAAUUUGGAAGACGUUAUGAAACUGCUAUCAAUGAUAGUUGCAAAAGUACAAGGGGGGCAAAGCGGCCCUACUAUGGAGAUCGUGGAGAACAAGAAGACCAGCGCGAACGAGGAUAAGGAGGAGGACAGCAACGACGAAUUCGAAGAUGAAGAGAAGGACAAACUGAAGUUGAACCGGGAUAGCUGCACGAAGAGCGAUAAGACGGAGGUCGGGAUCGUUGAAUACAUGAGACAACGGCUCGAUCACUAUAUGGAGAUGAACGGGAAGAAGAUCAAGAGCCUCUGUCUGGCGAGGGGAGUGAAAUAGGAACGGAAAGACAAGAGCACAUGGGAGCUCGCGAAACAAGACACU